GUCAAAACUACAGAGCUGCCCUCUACGGUCAAACUACAGAGCUGCCAUCUACGGUCAAAACUACAGAGCUGCCCUCUACGAUCAAAACUACAGAGAUGCCAUCUACGGUCAAAACUACAGAGCUGCCAUCUACGGUCAAAACUACAGAGCUGCCCUCUACGGUCAAAACUACAGAGCUGCCCUCUACGAUCAAAACUACAGAGAUGCCAUCUACGGUCAAAACUACAGAGCUGCCCUCUACGGUCAAAACUACAGAGCUGCCAUCUACGGUAAAAACUACAGAGCUGCCCUCUACGAUCAAAACUACAAAGCUACCAUCUACGGUAAAAACUACAGAGCUGCCCUCUACGAUCAAAACUACAAAGCUACCAUCUACGGUCAAAACUACACAGCCGGCAUCUACAGUAAAGACUACAGAGGCUGCAUCUACGGUAAAAACUACAGAGAUACAAUCUACGGUUAAAACUACAGAGCUGCCAUCUACGGUCAAAACUACAGAAUUGCCAUCUACGGUUGAAACAACACAGGCACCAACGACGAUGAUAACUACAUCUACGGUUAAGACUACACAGGCGCCAACUACGCUCAAAACUACACAGUCUACAUCUACGGUCAAAACUACACAGGCGUCAUCUACGGUAAAAACUACACAGGCGCCAACGACAGUGAAAACUACACAGUCGCCAUCUACGGUCAAAACUACACUGCUGACAUCUACCGUCGAAAGCACAGAGCCGACAUCUACCAUUGAGACUACGGUUAAGACUACACAGUCUACGUCUACGGUCAAAACAACACAUGCACCGUCGACAGACAAAGCUACACAGCUGACAUCUACGGUCAAAACUACAGAGACCCCAUCGACUAUCAAGACUACACAGUCGCCAUCGACGGUCAAAACUACACAUGUACCAUCUACGAUCAAAACUACACAGUCUACAUCUACGUUGAAAACUACAGAGGCACCAUCUACGCUCAAAACUACACAUCUCGCAUCUACGAUCGAAACAACAGAGCUGCCCUCUACGGUCAAAACAACAUAUGCACCAACGACGGUCAAAACUACACAGCGGCCAUCUACGAUCCAAACUACACAGGCGCCAUCGACGGUAAAAACUACACAGGCGCCAUCGACGGUAAAAACUACACAGGCGCCAUCGACGGUAAAAACUACACAGACGCCAUCGACGGUGAAAACUACACAAACACAAACAACGGUCAAAACUACACAGGCCCAAUCUACGGUCAAAACUACACAGCUUCCAUCUACGAUCGAAACAACACAGGCGCCAACGACUGUCAAAACUACACAGUCGCCAUCUACGGUGAAAACUACACAGGCGCCAACGACUGUAAAAACUACACAGGCGCAAACAACGGUCAAAACUACAGAGCUUCCAUCUACGGUCAAAACAACACAUGCGCCAACGACGGUCAAAACUACACAGUCUACAUCUACCGUCGAAACUACACAGCGGCCAUCUACGAUAAAAACUACACAGUCGCCAACGACUGUAAAAACUACACAGGCGCCAACGACUGUAAAAACUACACAGGCGCAAACAACUGUCAAAACUACACAGGCCCAAUCUACGGUCAAAACUACACAGGCCCAAUCUACGAGCACUACAGAGCUGCCAUCUACGGUCAAAACAACACAUGCGCCAACGACGAUCAAAACUACACAGUCUACAUCUACUGUCGAAACUACACAGCGGCCAUCUACGGUACAAACAACACUGUCGCCAUCAACGGUGAAAACUACAGAGCUGCCAACGACUGUAAAAACAACACAGUCGCCAUCAACGGUCAAAACUACACAGGCGCCAACGACGCUUAAAACAACACAGUCGCCAUCAACGGUCAAAACUACAGAGCAGCCAACGACGCUUAAAACAACACAGUCGCCAUCAACUGUCAAAACUACAGAGCUGCCAACGACGCUUAAAACAACACAGUCGCCAUCAACGGUCAAAACUACAGAGCAGCCAACGACGCUUAAAACAACACAGUCGCCAUCAACGGUCAAAACUACAGAGCUGCCAACGACGCUUAAAACAACACAGUCGCCAUCAACGGUCAAAACUACAGAGCUGCCAACGACGCUUAAAACAACACAGUCGCCAUCAACUGUCAAAACUACACAGCUUACAUCUACGCUCAAAACCACACAGCUGCCAUCGACGGCCAAAACCACGGUUCAAAUGCCUGUCAUUACAUCUGUUUUAACAACAACAAAGGACAUCACAUUCCUGACGACACUUUCAUCUACAACGAAGGAACAUACGACAACUCCUCCACAAGAAAAUACAACCAUUGCAGUGGCGUCGACACCAACACCAACUCUGUCAUCGACACGACAAAUUACAACAACGAUGUCAACAGCUCCGCGACUUUGUAAUUCAGGUUGUAGUCAAUAUGCAGACUUCCUGUCCAACGGCACAUGUCUUUGCAGAGAAGGGUUUUCCGGAAACGGUUCCACCUGCGAACUUGUUUCCAGCGGCUUCUCCCAGAGCAUCACCUUCACCGGGCUGGCGUACAGAGCUGCUCUGGCGGACUGCUCGUCUGAAGAUUACAUUUCUACAAAGGCGCAAAUAGAAAACACGAUCACUGAAAUCUACUCCGAAAGUACCGUCGCUGAUCACAUCUACUCGAUCACGAUAAACUCCUUCCGGAGCGGUAGCCUUGUCGUAGACGCCACCAUCCUAACUGACGCAGCGGCUAACCUGACCUACGGCGUCCUGGAGCGAGCCUUUCUGGAGUCUCUUGAGAUCAACCUGGAUGUCACCACCACAGAGCUUUGCUACAGAGGUUACUGCCUGAAUGGCGGUGAAUGUUCAGUCGUCAACAAGUCAAGGACCUGCACAUGUCCUUCAUCCCACACGGGUGACCGGUGCGAAACUGUUAUCGUAGACGGCGAGUUUGGCCAGUGGAGUGGUUGGAGCCACUGCCUGUCCACGUGUGGAGAAGGAUCACGCAUGCGUACUCGAGAGUGUGACAGCCCGCCUCCAAGCGCCGGUGGACGGUACUGCAGUGGAGUGUCGGUGGAAUUCCAACCCUGUGACCUGCCACCUUGUACAGAUGGACACAUUGACUGGUGCGAUCCUGAAGACGACCGGUGCAGCCAGUCCACGGGGGCCGGAAACUGUUUUCUAGACUUCCCGGACUACGACUGUUACUGUAACCAUGGUUACGAGAUGAUCCACAGUAACAAUGGCACCACGUUCGUCAGAUGCCAAGACAUAGAUGAAUGUGCGGAAGGAAUGAACGACUGUCACCCCACACUGGCGACAUGCACCAACACACUGGGUAACUUCACCUGCCAGUGCAGGCCUGGGUAUGAAGGAGACGGGAUUACAUGUGAAGAUAUUGACGAAUGUCGGGCACUGUCAGACACCAACUGUGAUGUGCAUGCGUCCUGUGAGAAUCAAGAUGGCGGCUACACCUGCACCUGUAACCUUGGAUACAGCAGUACGGCUGCGCAGGGAACCGGGUUUGUGGGAGAGUGCAAAGAGGACCGUCUGUUCCCUUUCGGCGAGGCCAUGAACGACACUUUGCUGACGGUCCUGCCGGAAGACGCGGGCGAGUCCAUCUCUCCUCCCAUCAACAUACCAUAUGGACUGCCUGUUCCGGGGGGACUCUGCAAUGACAUAUGCGUCACGGAAAAUGGCAUCGUGAUCGCAACUAACGGAAAGGACCACUUUAACAUCCCGAGCCUGCGCAACCCCGGGCGGCUGGGAAAUGUUCUGAGUCACAACAACACCGACAUCUGCGCCAUCUUUGCAGCGUUCUGGGCAAAUAACCGCUUCCAACAGCUCUUAGCACGAAUGAAUCCAAAGGUGUGGUACCAGGCCUACACCAGUGACGACCGCGGCCUAAUGACACUAGUUGACAACGCCGUCCGAAACGACGACCCGACGGCUGCCAACUUCACCGCGUCCUUCGUCUUCAUCGCCACGUGGCAACGGAUGGUCCCACCCUGGCUCUCGGAUGGAUCUGAGGAAAACACGUUCCAGGCAGUUGUAGCCACGGACUACAUACGCACCUACACCAUGUACCGCUACAAAGACAGCCACAUGACCUGGGUUCCAGUCUACCCUGUGGACGUCUACUACCUUGCCGGCUACCCCGCCAUCAUUGGGUAUCUGGUGCGAACAGACAGCAACACUUACUUCAUAGAAGACAGGAACUCUGGCUGGUGGAGUCGUAAUGACGGAGACGUGAACGCGUAUCGUGUGGACCAGAAGAUCUGUGAGAGUACGGGAAAGAAGGGGCAGAUUUUUCAUCGGGUGGAUCAAAACGGAGAGGAUUACGUCAACGCCAAACUGGCUUGCGACGACUGGUUUAAGGAUGAGCCUGACGUGGAAGACUACGCGCCUGACGUAGUCGGCACGUGCCCGAUGUACUACGCCCAGGCCAUCGCAGAGACCGGCCGCUGGCUGCUCACAUCUCAGAACCGGCAGGGGGCGUGCUUCACCAGGCCCUUCAGUCUCACCACAGGAGGUAACUACGAGUGUUGUUACGACGCCAUGGGCGCUCUGAUCAACUCUCCCAGCAGGUUCAACUCCGGGGCUGGGUGCUUACAUCGGUACGAAAAGGACAUGAGCAUAAACAGUAACUAUUACCGGAGCGACUACCUCCCGAGGAUCUGGUGCUGUAAGAUGGCAGACGACAGCUCCUGUAUCAAGUUCAAAAAGAAGAGACCAGUGGCGUCAUCUGAACACUACACAAGGUCGCGUCUCGCUUCUGGACUCGGGGAUCCCCACAUAACGACCCUUGAUGGGGCCGAGUUCCCCUUCAACGGCCACGGCGAGUACAUUCUGCUGCGGAACACCAGCAGCGCCCCCUACCGCCUGGAACUGCAGGCACGGACCAGGCGACCAGUCAUCAAUGGGGUUCACGUCAGGGCAACCGUCUACAGUGGAAUCGCAAUCAAGCAACCUUCUGAUACCGUAGAGAUCCACUCAACCAACACCACUCUCGGAUUCUAUGUUGUCAUUAAUGGACAGGAGAUAUCAUCAGAGGACGUCUUUGCCGGUACAACUUUCCCCGAUGGACGCAUUUUUCCAAAGACUGAUGAGUCCGGAAACCUGACAGGUGUUCUCGUAACGUUUCCAUCCGGAAUCUCAGUUUCCGUCAAAUCGCAAGACUUCCUCAGCUACGAGCUGGGCAUGCCGGGAGACAUGGCCGGAAGGCUGCAAGGGAUUCUGGGAAAUGCAAAUGGAGACCCAUCCGACGACUUCACCGCACCAGACGGGUCACUGACCUCUGUGUCAAAUCCAAACACUCCCCCAGAGUCAGAAGUGUUUCCCUUCGGCCAGGCUUGGUCACUAAGGAACGUCAGUUCUGCUGAAGGCAUUGACGUCUACUCCUUGACGCUUUUCACACGUUAUCCUUCCGGCUCAUCCGCUACUACUUACGGGGACGACAGUUUCGUACCAAAGUUCUUCACCACAGACCUGGACUCCCUCUUUGACGGCGACACGGCCCUGAAGGACCAGGCCAUUACAGCGUGCGGGGGUGAAAAUAAAACUGCCUGUCUGCACGACAUUGCCGUUACGGGCGUCAUCGCCAUUGGAGUCGCCACGGAACAGGACUUGACCACUUUUCAAACAACGAACACUUUGAUCGCUAAUAACCCUCCUACAUUGACGGGACCGAGUAACAUUCGUCUCCGUGUUGGGGAGACAUUCAGCACAACAUUACAAGCCACUGAUGAGUCAGCAAGUGUUACAAUAACACUGGACGGUGUGGGAACCCUAACGCAGACAAGCGGCCUGCAAGCAACGUUUGUCUGGACACCGACAAGCACGGACAAAGCAACUAUCAGCUGGAUGGCCACUGAUGGUCUGAACGCAACUGCAGUCUUUGUUCCAGAAAUAACGGUUUGCGGCUGCGUGAAUGGAGGAACGUGCGAUUACGACAACGUUGGAGACCGGGACGAAGGCUUCUCUCCCGCCGCGUGCGUGUGCCCUAACGGCUGGGGAGGGCCUUUCUGUGAGGUGGAUAUCAACGGCUGCGAUGGCAACCCCUGUUUUCAAGGUGUGACAUGUACGGACCAGCCGGCUCCUCUAGCGGCCGGUGAAAGCGGCUACACGUGCGGCCCAUGUGUGGAGGGGCUGACCGGGAACGGAGAGCAAUGUGCAGAUUUGAACGAAUGCUUGUUGGACGCAAAUGACAUCAAUGCUCACCAGUGUGUGAAUUCCGAGUGCGUGAACACGGCGGGUUCCUACACCUGCAUGUGUCCCCCCGGCUUCCACAAGGAGGGCGGCUCGCACGUGUGCUGGGACAUCAACGAGUGCCGCCAGCCCUCCCAGAACGACUGCGAUGACCGCCACGGCUACUGUACCAACACGGACGGCGGGUACACCUGCGGUUGUCUGGCUGGAUACCAGCUACAGAAUGAUGGAAAAACAUGUGCAGACAUAGAUGAAUGUCUUGACAACAACGGUGGCUGCGAGCGAGAGUGUAUCAACAUGGAUGGGGGCUACGAGUGCCGAUGCGGAACCGCCUACUAUCUACACUCGGAUGGAAAGACAUGUUUAGAGCUGGAUGAGUGUUCCACUGGAAAUAUGUGUGAGCAAAUCUGCGACGACCGAGUGGGCUACUACGAGUGCCGGUGUGACCCUCUUUUCGCACUCGCUUCAAAUGGCAGAACAUGUUACGCCAACACCACCUGCGGUGCAGCAAACACAUGCCAUCCACAACCCAUCGGCGCAUGCGCAGUCAACAACGCUGGAGCUGAAGUGUGCUUCUGUGACCAGGGAUACAAACUGCAACAGGACAAUUCGUGUGUUGAUAUAGACGAAUGUGCUGACGGGACUCACAAAUGCGACGAGAAUGCCAAAGCAUGCCGCAACACUCUCGGAAGUUACGAGUGCAUCUGCAAAGAAGGUUAUCACCUGUCGGCCGCACACGGCGGGCGGCGGUGUCAAAACAUACACGAGUGUGACGUCAACAACGGGAACUGCAGCCAGAUAUGUGAAGACACGCAGGGGUCUUUCUACUGCAGAUGCCAAACCGGAUACUACCUGGACACGGACGGGAGGACGUGUUUAAAUAUCAACGAGUGUGCCUCCAACAGGACCAAUGACUGCAGUACCAAUGCCGUCUGCCAGGAUGAAGAUGGCGGCUUCCGCUGCACCUGUAACCCAGGCUACGAAGGAGAUGGAUCUCUCUGCGGAGACAUCAACGAGUGUUUACAAAAUGGAGAAAAUGGACAAGGUAACUGCAAAGUCGGCUGUCAGAAUAAGCUUGGAUCGUACGUCUGUCUUUGCGGGGAAGGAUACGUUCUGGCCAAUGACAGCGUUUCAUGUGAAGAUAAGGACGAGUGUUUGGAGCUUCCCUGUGAUCAGACAUGUACCAACAGCAUCGGUUCCUACAGCUGUUCCUGCAAUACCGGCUACAGCCUACAGGCGGACGGACAUACCUGUGUAGGAACAGAACCUGUUUGUAACCAUGGAUGUCACCAACAUGGCGAGCUGGUCUUCAACGGCACUCACAAGUACUGUCAGUGUAAACGUGGCUGGACGGGAGACGGCACCACCACAUGCAAAACAGAUUCUGCUGCAUUUGCCAAUGCUCUACACUUUCACGACCUUGUUUUCAUAUCCAAUCUUGCCGACUGCAAGACGACAGAACACCAAACGAUGAAGGAGCUAAUAGAAUUCACGUUGACUCGAUUUUUCGAGACCCACAUCAACCCUACCAUACGCUCUGCAUUUUUGGCCGCGUCUGUGUCUGACUUGAGGAACGGUAGUGUUGUUGCUGACACCCUUCUGACGACAGACCGCUCUGCACAUCUGACCAAGGCUGACAUUGCUCGCGCGUUCGUCCAAGGAGCGGGGAACACAUCAGUCAAUCUACUCGGCUUGAACGUGUCUGACGCCUCAGUUAGAGCAUUCUGCUACAAAGGAUAUUGUCUGAAUGGAGGAUCCUGUUCCAUCCAAAAUGAUGCCAAGCAAUGCAGCUGCCCAUUUCAGUACACAGGACAGAGGUGUGAAACAUACUUGUCAGGAGUAUCAGCAUUUUCUUGA
This is a messenger RNA of Branchiostoma belcheri (Belcher's lancelet), 8036 nucleotides long. RefSeq lists its product as uncharacterized. The record is from RefSeq and is a predicted model, not a curated record. The transcript has 37 exons. Gene Ontology annotation, molecular function: calcium ion binding. The coding region runs from base 96 to 8036 and encodes 2646 amino acids. Gene Ontology annotation, biological process: cell-matrix adhesion. Lineage: Eukaryota; Metazoa; Chordata; Leptocardii; Amphioxiformes; Branchiostomatidae.